GAAAAACGUUCGUGAUUGGCUGAAAGUUUCAGGGCUGCUCUUUGAAUUGUGACGUUUAGUUCCCGGUGACAUUGGAUUAAAUUAGUACGUUGAACCUGUAGCUACCUGUCUGUCUACUUAAGGUCUCUGCGACGAAUUAAACCAGCGAUAUGGCUGACGAUGGCGGUGACAGAGACACACAGAGUCAUGAGGACGAUGUGGAUAGUUUUUCCAUUCCGUUUAAGAGUAAGACUAAGAAAAUAAAGCCGGACGCCAGACGCAGUGGCAGAGAUGAAACAGAUUUAGAUUGCCACCGCUACAGGAUGGACUACCCUUCCAUCGGGACCUGUUUGAUUAUCAACAAUAAGAACUUCCAUAGGAGUACCGGGAUGAGUAUGCGCAAUGGGACCGAUGUUGAUGCCUCUUGCGCAUUGAAGACCUUCAGCUCUCUCGGUUACAAGGCCACAGUUGUAAAUGACCAGACUGUGGCUCAGAUGAAGGAGCUCUUGAUAAAAGUGUCCAAGGAGGACCACAGUGAGAAUGCAUCCUUUGUGUGUGUGCUGCUUAGUCAUGGAGACGAGGGAGUGAUAUAUGGCACAGAUGGUUUUGAAAAGUUCGACACCCUGACAAAGUGUUUCAAAGGGAAUCAAUGUAAGGGUCUGCUGGGAAAACCCAAACUCUUCUUCAUUCAGGCAUGCCGUGGUAUGAGCCUGGAUGAAGGAGCUGAUAUCGAGACCGACAGUGUGAGUGAGUCAACAUCAGAGAAGAUUCCUCUGGAGGCGGACUUCUUGUAUGCCUUCUCCACAGCUCCAGGCUACUAUUCAUGGAGAAACACAUCCUGUGGCUCCUGGUUCAUGCAGUCAUUGUGUGAGGCUUUGCAGGAGUAUAGAGGACAAUUGGAGCUGAUGCAGAUCAUGACCCGAGUCAACUAUAAGGUGUCUCGGAAGUUUGAAUCUUCUUCAAGCACGCCUGGAUUUAGUGGCAAGAAGCAGAUCCCAUGCAUCGUCUCAUUGUUGACCAAGGACUUUUACAUUCCUUAACUGGGUCCAAAGUGAGUGUGCUGGUGUUGCCAGUUUCAUAUCAUAUAUUUUCCCUUUGAGGGUAUUUUCGUUUUAGGCUUUUAAUGGGAUUUUCAACCAGUCUUAAUUCUAUCUUCCUUACUUUAAAAGGAAAGAAAUAUGAAACUGUGAUUUUUUUCCAUGGGUGUGUACUCCAUCACUCACAUACUUCUUUUAAUUGUAUUUUUACCAGAUAAACAUUAAUUUUAACACACACAACGUAGCUUAACUAAACAACUAAAUGAUGGUGACAGUGUCUCCUGAGGGGUUUCUACAUAGACAUAAUAACUUGGAUUGUACCUAAUCAUUUUCUGUGAUGAUUACAAACAAGUUGGCUUUUUUAUAAUUCCUUGAAUAUCAGUACCAUUUACAUUUAAUGUUUUAUACAUACAAGAAUAGAUUAUAAACAGGUUUACUUAAUUUAAAGUAACCACUGUACAAAUGGACAGUGAAAUUCUGAGAACAACUAUCUGAUGUAAAACAUGUAAACCACAUAAAGAUUCUUCUUCUUCUCUUUCA
This is a messenger RNA of Mugil cephalus (flathead mullet), 1556 nucleotides long. Its product is annotated as caspase-3-like. The transcript has 7 exons. Gene Ontology annotation, biological process: apoptotic process; proteolysis; neuron differentiation. The record is from RefSeq and is a predicted model, not a curated record. Lineage: Eukaryota; Metazoa; Chordata; Actinopteri; Mugiliformes; Mugilidae. Gene Ontology annotation, cellular component: cytoplasm. The coding region runs from base 150 to 1019 and encodes 289 amino acids.